Messenger RNA from Rhinopithecus roxellana (golden snub-nosed monkey), 1848 nucleotides. It is a transcript of the gene TMEM100, whose product is annotated as transmembrane protein 100. Gene Ontology annotation, biological process: cellular response to BMP stimulus. Bases 399 to 803 code for a protein of 134 amino acids. The record is from RefSeq and is a predicted model, not a curated record. Lineage: Eukaryota; Metazoa; Chordata; Mammalia; Primates; Cercopithecidae. The transcript has 4 exons.
CAACUUCUGGUCCCUCUCUUUAUGUGACAAGUCGUCAGGGUAUUGCUACAACGCAAGGCUGGAGAGGCUGUGCUGUGGUAAAGGAGAGCUGUUUCUGCCGCCCUAGAGUGUCUGUCCCCUCAGCUCUGUCCCCUCAGCCGGGUCUGCAACGCUGACUCUGGGAUUUUCUUAUAAAAAUGCCUGAUGGACGGGAGGAAGAUCUGGAGGUCGGCAGGGGAAAAACCUUGCUGUUAGAGGCUCUUUCCCAGAAGUUGGACGAAGAGACUCAAGCGUUGCUGUUUCUUCCCUUCCAAGUCAAGUGGUUACUCUGGUAAUGGAUUGCCUCUCUCGGAGCUUUCACCCUGGUGAGACUGUCCAGAUCUAGUCUGCAAACCCAGCUUAGAAGCACUGUUGUAAAAAUGACUGAAGAGCCCAUCAAGGAGAUCCUGGGAGCCCCAAAGGCUCACAUGGCAGCGACGAUGGAGAAGAGCCCCAAGAGUGAAGUCGUGGUCACCACAGUCCCCCUGGUCAGUGAGAUUCAGUUGAUGGCUGCUACAGGGGGUACCGAGCUCUCCUGCUACCGCUGCAUCAUCCCCUUCGCUGUGGUUGUCUUCAUCGCUGGCAUCGUGGUCACCGCGGUGGCUUACAGCUUCAAUUCCCAUGGCUCCAUCAUCUCCAUCUUUGGCCUGGUUGUUCUGUCAUCUGGACUUUUUUUACUAGCCUCCAGCGCCUUGUGCUGGAAAGUGAGACAAAGGAGCAAGAAAGCCAAGAGACGGGAGAGUCAGACAGCUCUCGUGGCAAAUCAGAGAAGCUUGUUUGCUUGAGACUGAAUAAGACCAAAUGGUCUAUUGGGCCUGGAAAACCUGCUCUGACUUUGUCACCCAAUUCACCCAGAACCAUGGUGGGAGAGAACAGAUUCGGCAUUGGAGCAGACUGGAAGAAUAGGGGUGGGAGGGUGGAGGGGCUUCUCCUUUGUGAGGAAUGACUCAUGUCUUCUUUAACGACAAACUUAAUCCUAAGGGCUGUUUCUGAGACUGCAAAAUCAGCUUUCUAUUUACAUUAAACAUUUUGGGGGUCACGGGAGUGCACGGCAUUAGACAGCGUUUGGUUCACCCUGUAAAGUAGCCAAGAAAAGAUGAGAAAAUAACAAGAUAGGCCUGGCACACUAGACAUUUGCCUCCAAAAGAAAUAACCCACAGUCUUAAGAUGUACCAUAAAAAUGUUCUGCCAAGGAUCUAAAUUACCUUGGGCUUCGCAUAUAUCUAUGAAAUUCUGUGAUAAUUUUUUUCAAUACAUUGAUUCACUGGCAUCUGUUUUUAUUUUUCACUUUUAAUAACUCAUCACUGGUGGUACUUUAUCUUGAAGAGUAAACUAAUAUUUUUUAUAUUUUAACAUUGGACAGUUUUAGCCAGUUGUAAUGAUGUGUCAGAAGUAAAGAAAAACCCAUUAAAGGUAUAGCUAAUAGAUGCUGUUGGGGGUUAAAUUAAUAGUAAAAUAAUCCAAUAUAGCACUUUUGAUGAUUUUUAUAUAAAAAUCAAGUGUACAUUUCAUUCAGAAUAAUAAAUACUUAUUGCUGCUAAAACUUCUUAAGUGGUUGUUUCUGUUGUAGUUAUUUCUAUUGCAGUUCCAAAUUGCUAUAUUCCCUUGUCUCAUUUACAAGUUCUCUAUUAUAUUUCUCUCAAAUGGACAGGUUCCUUCUUUACUAGAGGAUUUUUGUUUUUAUCAUAUUGGUUUUUCAUUUGUUUUGAAUAGUCUUAAUUACGUUUACUAAAUUCUAAAGGAGUUCUGUGCUAUUAUAAUUAGGAAAUCAGUGUCUUUGGUCAGGAACUUUAUAAUGUGCUAUUAAAUGUGUAUUACAUUUUUGUGGAA